UCCACCUUCCACCAUCACUAACCACACCACUCUGCAUUGACCUUCAGCAUAGCCAGUGCAACACCCGCUGCAACACCCACUAGGCGACGCAACAGCCAUUGCCCACAAUGGCUGCCACAAACAACCCCCUCGACGGCACAUCCACGCACUCCCCCACCAUCUCAUCCCGCACCUUCACCAUCGCCGGCAUCCUCGUCACCAUCCACGGGCUCUCCGAGCUCCCCUCAAACGCCUCCUCCGUUACCUGCCUCUGGCUCUUGAACCCGCGCCUCCAAACAAAAGAAACCAUGGCGCCCAUCGCCAACCAAGUUGUCUCUGCGUGGAACUCCCACCCCAAGCGUGGCUCGAAGGGCCUCAUCGCCGCCGCAUUCGACCAGCGCAACCACGGCUCCCGGCUCGUCGACGCCCUACACAACGAAGCCUGGCGGCAGGGCAAUCCGCGGCACGCGCAGGAUAUGUUUAGUUGCUACCACGGCACGGCCGUCGACUGUGGUCACCUGAUCGACCACAUCGAAUCAUACGUCUUCCACGACGCGAAGAGUCCGAAGAUAAGCUCCCACUUUGCGCUGGGGAUUAGUCUCGGCGGUCACGCGACCUGGCAUUGUUUGUUGGCUGAGCCGCGCAUCACAGCGGGCGUCGUGGGGAUCGGGUGUCCGGAUUACACGCGCCUCAUGACAGAUCGUGCGCGCUUGUCUAAGCUCGAGACCUACACUGAAACUACGCCCCCGGGAAAGGAGUUUCUGGGCUCCAGAGACUUUCCACGCGCAUUGCAAGAUGCGAUAAGCCAAUCUGAUCCCGCAGGCUUACUGCUACCGGCGUGCUUUAACCCUACGGGGCCGGAUCCAGAACCGUCGAAAGCCACGCUGGACCGUUUCAAGAUCCUCGCACGCGAACGAUUGGGCGGGAAACAGAUACUCAACCUCACUGGGCGAGACGACAAGCUUGUCCCCUACGCCGCGGGCGAGCCUUUCCUAAAGGUCUUCAAGCAAGUGCUGAGCGAGGAGGAUUUGGGGAUCGGUUUUGAGGAUGUGCUGUUUGAUGGCGUGGGACAUGCGUUCCCGAAGGCGAUGGCGGAUAAAGCGACGGAGUGGCUGUGCGACAUACUUGCGAAGGAGGAGGGUACGGGGGCCGGGGAGGGGAGGCGGGGGAGUAAGAUAUAGGUCUGUGACUUCAGUCAAUGCUAUGAACUUGCUUCAUCCAGAGCCCACGUAUGACGACUAGAGGGCUUCGAAGCUAUCCGUAUUCAAUCCUGUGCGCCGGUGUGAGUGCGGGUAUAUACAAAGGUUCCA
This is a messenger RNA of Macroventuria anomochaeta, 1289 nucleotides long. RefSeq lists its product as uncharacterized. Lineage: Eukaryota; Fungi; Ascomycota; Dothideomycetes; Pleosporales; Didymellaceae. Bases 108 to 1160 code for a protein of 350 amino acids. The transcript has a single exon. The record is from RefSeq and is a predicted model, not a curated record.